AUGCAUUUUAGUCUUACUCCUGGGACUACGACUUGGGCAAGAGAAUCAGCUGAUCGGCGCAACCGAACAUUUAAUAGCUCUUCUUCUGGUCAACCCAUUGGCACCAAAGCGCAUCCUCCUGAGGAGAAGUCCUCUCUGCAGAUAAAUCAAUCUAGUGAUCCUCCAAGUAAUCCGCCACCAGUUGCAGCCGAGCCAUUGAAAGACGAAGCUAUUGAAGGAGUUGAAGAUGGGCAGAAGACAAAUAAAUGUACCGAUGCGGUGCUAUCCGAAUUAGCAAUUAAAUCUGCGGAUCCCGCUGUGGGCAGCCCAUUAGCUCGAAUGACUGUGAUGCGUUUGACGUUGGAGCAGCGUAGGCGCUCAAUUGGCGUUGCUAGGCAUCGAGCUCAGUUGGCUGGGGCACAAGUGGCUGCGAAACGUCAUCAAGCUGCUUUCAUGCGUUUGAUCCAAUCAAGUCAGAUACGCCGCAAGCACUCCAGUUGCUCUACAGGCGUUGAUAAUGCCUCCGAAAUGCUAGAAAGUCAAAGUCCUACUCUGCAUUCUACUUAUUCGGGCAGCCUUUUGUCCACACAGCCGCCCAAGCCUUGCUCUGACACCAAGUCUUCCCAGCUUUUAAACUCCAAUAAUAAAGCAAAUGAAAUGGGGUCACCUGAUCCUGUCAAAGCUUAUACUUCAACCAAUUCCACUCCUUCACUUGCGCUACGCGAUGAUCCCGUAGAGCUCAUGAAGCCGACAGACGUUAAUGAACUGCUUUCGUGGCGACUUGAAACGCUCAUGAAUUCGGAACAUGCCAUACCUAAAUCUGGAAUAUUGGGAGAAAAUGGCUGGCAGGACCAGGUAGAUGUGAAUGGUGCCGGCAUACCAGUUCAGAAGAACGUGGAGGCUGAACUUGCUACCGAUGUCGAUGAAGAUUUCUCCUCAGUUUCAACUCAUGGACAAGAGCUCGCAAAAGAGUUGCCUACCUUACCGCCUAAGACUCCGAUAUUUCUGGUGACCGAUGGAAGUCCUACUCUCCGUGAAGCUCUCGCUCCUCUCCCCAAUUACGCACAGCAACAUCUGCAGAAAGCAGCCGGCGAUGACGCAUUUCAGAAUGUUAGCACAAAACCAAGCUUGAAGCCAUGCCAUCCUCCCAGAUCCGCAGUUGAUAACAAUCUAAUUCACAAAGCUGAUGCAAAGUUCGAAGAGGAGGAAAAUGAAGUUUUAGAAGUAGAAGAAUUAGAAGAGAGAGGGAGAGAUAGUUCAAUUAAGUUAUGUGGGCGACAACUGCUGGCUAACUCUGAAGUUAAAGAUCACGUAUCUAUUCACCAAGGAACUUCCCUUUCUUCCGUCUCAAACGCGAUCCCUUUGACUAGUCCCGACUACAAUUUGCCUCCUGUUGGCCAGGCUAAUUUGACGAAAUCUCAGCCUUUCAGUUUGAUAGUCGAGCCAAAUAGAACCCGCAGCAACCACACCACGGUAAAGGCCGGUCGCGAGCCUCGAGAUGGACAUCCUAAACGCCGGAGCGUCGGUCGGCCUCCUUAUGUAAGCAGCCUUGAUCUGGCUUCUAGGCGUGGGCUCAAGCCAGGUUAUGAAGCAUUAUCAGCCUCCGAUGAAUGGUGCUGUACUGAUGGUAGGAGGGCCCUUUCCUCGGGACAAAGUGACGAGAGAGAGGCAAAUGUGAAAGAGGAAGAAGAUAGAACACAGGCAUCUUCACAAAUCAAUUUUGCUGAGGAAAAAUAUUCUGUCGGCCAUGACCGAGAUGACGCCGAAAUACUUUAUCUAAAUGCUAAAGAUUCCCGUCUCUCCUGUGCUUCCCCUUCACAGAAGCAUCAAUCGGAUGCUGAGAUAUUUGCUCAAAUAAAGCAAUAUCGGUCCAAUAAGGCUAUCAUUUCUCGCAAGAAUCACUCUUAUAAGGCUUAUCAUGAAAAUUUCCAUCACCACCGUCGCCUCUACCAGUGCGAAGAACAGGAUUUCGCUCGCCAUCAAAGUCUCCAGCAAGAUAAAAAACAGUCUCAUCAGCAAUUUACACAGCAACUACGUCUUCAUCCUGGUCGCUGUGAUAGCAAACGAUCACAUGAGGAAGCUUAUGAA
Molecule: messenger RNA, 2067 nt
Organism: Protopolystoma xenopodis
Lineage: Eukaryota; Metazoa; Platyhelminthes; Monogenea; Polystomatidea; Polystomatidae
Source: the annotation of a GenBank genome assembly